AAUGGACUAUUCGGAGAACCCUCCAGACUCCAGCUUUGGGGAACACUUCCUGAUUCGAUGUGAGAACAAUACCUCUGGAGCAUUUCACCCGACUUCUGCUCCGAUUUUGGCUAUUUUUUCAUAAAAAGGUGCAAUAUCAGAGGCGUAAGACGCAUGGCACGUCACCAGAGGAGUAUCGAGGCGUUGCUGUUUGUCCUUUCGGCGCUGGUGGUGCUGACCCACCGAGGGACGGAGGUGACAGCGCACGGUCCCCUGGACGGGCCCGAUAGACUGCCCACCAAAUGUGAAGUUUGCAAGUAUCUGUCAGUUGAGUUGGAACACAGGCUGGAUGAGACAGGGAGGUCUAAGGAACAGAUUGAACUGGGCCAUGUACUGGACAGGGGAGAAAGGAAGAGAAAAAUCAACUACCACACCUCAGAGCUGCGUCUGGUGGAGGCGAUGGAUGACAUUUGUGAGAGGAUCCUGGAGUACAACGUGCACGCUGAGCGAGACGGAAGCAACCGUUACGCCAAGGGUAUGAGCGAAACCUUCCAAACGCUGCACGGACUGGUCAACAAAGGGGUCAAGGUUGAACUUGGAAUUCCCUACGACAUGUGGGACACGCCUUCAGCUGAAGUAACUGUCAUGAAAAAACAGUGUGAGUCGAUGCUGGAGAGCCAUGAGGAUGAGAUAGAGAACUGGUACUACAACUUACAGGGGGAGAAAUCUCUACUCCAGCACUUCUGUGCCGACACUGUUCUAGGGAAAAGGGAAACUGAGUGUCUUUCUGAGACUUGGAAGGGGAAGAAAGGCGAUACGGGAGAUCCCGACGACCCUGAUGGAUCCAAGAAGAAGAAGAAGAAGAAAGGCAAGAAGAAGAACAAGAAAAACAAGGAGUCAGAGACGCAAAAUGCUACUGCCGACUCAAAGGCCGAAGACGAUAAACCAGAGACAAGUGACACAAACCCAAGUAUGGAGGAGGGGCUGAAACAUGAUUCUGGAGAGUUAUGAGACCAGCUUGAGAGCUGUAUUUAAAAGGCCACUUGAUUCAAAGAAAUACCAAAGACACAACCAUUUGAAAUGCAGUGAAGAAAAAAACUUACUUUUUUGGUACCUGUAAUUGUCCAUUUAAGGAAAAGAAAAGAGGAUGGGUUAAUUGUACUGAUCUUCUGGUAGUGACUAACAGUUUCUUCUUUUUGGUUUGUAAAAAAAUGCCAAACAGAAUCAAGUAAACAGUGUUUUUCUGUAGGAAUUCUGUGGUUUUCACUUUUAAUGGUUUAACUCAGCUCCCUGCUUAAGUCACCAACAAUAUUUUGCUUGUUUAUAGCAGUAGGAAAAAUGUUAGAAACACUAAAGCAGCUUUAUCACAAGAUUUCACUAAAGAUUUAUAAACCUCACAGUUUCAGGCAAUAAUUUCUGCCCAUUUGUACUGAUUUGCAGAUGCCUGAUGCAAUUUGACACAGUCCAUUGAGACACCUAUAUAUGUGUUAGUGUCACUGACGAAAGACACCAUCUGUUUCAAAAAUCAUAUCCAGUAGCUUGAGUAACUGCUUUUUGGUGUAUCUUAUUACCUGGAUAUCUAACCGUCAUCAACACACCCAUAUAGAAAUAUGUUGACAUCUGUUUGGACUGUAAGUUACUUUUACUGGUGAAUGAAUAGACCAGUGGAUCACGAAUUGUGGAAAGUUUUAAAUUUGUACAGAAGAAAGCUACAAUGUACAUGUAUUAUCACACUAAUUGUAUUGUGAUAUUGAGAUUAUAGUAUUUAUAUAGCCUACACAAUUCAAAGCAUUUUCAGACUUGAAUAUGUGUAAUGCAAACAGUGUAUACAGACUACAGCAGCAAGUAAUAGUGGUAUGUAAACUUGUUCCCACCUAAACAUUGGCAGUAAGGCCUUGUUUUAGAGAAAUUAUAGGGGAAAAAAUAGCAGUAGAAUAGGUCGUUGAUGGCCUCUACAGUAUACUAGUACACUGUUGUGCUGUUGUUGCUGUCUAGAUGUAGAAAUCAUUAUGUUAUUUCAGUGAAGAUUUUAAAGUUAAUAAUAACAUGCUGAGAUGUGAAAGAAAGACAGCUGCUUUUAUUGCAAUGUGACAUUAUCUUGGAUACAAGCCAGUCUAAACUUUAUAGGAAAUAUAGUAACAAAGUGACUGGAAGGUACAUGUACAUGUAUAUGCCAUUGCCAACAUUUAGUAUCUUCUGUGUUCAUUUCUAUAUUUAGAUUGUUGCAUAUGUGUAACCAUGGUUCUGGAUUUUUGCUGGUACUAACGUGAGAUCCUUGGAGAACAAAUUGAAGAAUCUUCAGACUUGUAACAAAGACUUCAACGUUACUAGAUGACAUUGUAUGAUAAUUUGCUUGUAACAUUUAAAAAGAUGCAUGGCAAGAAUGAUCAAUAUAAUGAUAAGAAAUACAAAGGCUGAACUUUUGCGUACAUGUCAACUCUUAAAGUGAUUAGAAGAAUAUACUUUCAAUUCAUUUAUAUGUAUCUUGCUUUUACAUGUUUAGUAGAUUGUGAAAGUGCAUGCACUUAUUUAGAACUGUCGGCUUCUGCAUCUUUUUUAUCUCCAACUCGUAACUUGAAAAUAUGCUCCUCUUCUUGCCAGUUCUCCAAGUAUUCUUGCAAUAUUCCUGCAGUCAUCUGGAAAUAAAACAGCAUCAUACUAUUUAUA
Branchiostoma floridae (Florida lancelet) is the source of this 2646-nucleotide messenger RNA. Its product is annotated as protein canopy 4-like. The transcript has 6 exons. The record is from RefSeq and is a predicted model, not a curated record. The coding region runs from base 154 to 990 and encodes 278 amino acids. Gene Ontology annotation, cellular component: endomembrane system. Lineage: Eukaryota; Metazoa; Chordata; Leptocardii; Amphioxiformes; Branchiostomatidae. Gene Ontology annotation, molecular function: signaling receptor binding.